Molecule: messenger RNA, 1884 nt
Organism: Leguminivora glycinivorella
Lineage: Eukaryota; Metazoa; Arthropoda; Insecta; Lepidoptera; Tortricidae
Product: juvenile hormone esterase-like
Exons: 4
Coding region: 201-1811 (536 amino acids)
Source: RefSeq, a predicted model, not a curated record
UCUUGAUGGGAGAAUGAGACGCAAUGUAAGUUUGAUGAAUUGCAGAAAUAUAAUAAUAUAUUGAACGUUGGAUUGUUUAAUGUUUGUGUACUCAGCCGCACUGUUUCGACUAUAUCUGUUUCGACUAUAGUAUCAAGCUUCAAUUUGUGAAUUCAUAAAGAAUAACAAAAGUGUAGUCUUUAAUAAACUUUCAGUAUAAAAUGACGAAAGUGCUGGUAGAACAAGGUUGGCUUGAGGGUGAAAAGAAGGAACUAGCGACUAAAGAUGGUCAUUUUUAUAGCUUCAAAGGUGUGCCUUAUGCCGCACCUCCGAUAGGCAAACUGAGGUUCAAGGCACCUCAGCCGCCAAUUCCAUGGGAAGGAAUUCGAAAAGCCACACAACAUGGGCCCGUCUGUCCGCAGUACGACUUCUUUGCCAACAAGUUCGUCGAAGGCAGUGAGGACUGCCUUUACCUCAACGUGUACACUCCUGAGCUUGAACCCGCUAACCCGCUACCUGUCAUGGUAUACAUCCAUGGCGGCGCCUUUAAAAGCGGCUCAGGAAAUGAUGAUUUCUACGGACCGGACUUCUUAGUCAAGCAAGGAGUUAUACUAGUCACAAUCAAUUAUAGACUAGAGGUUUUAGGCUUCCUAUGUCUGGACACUGAAGAUGUACCAGGUAACGCAGGAAUGAAAGAUCAAGUAGCAGCGCUUAGAUGGGUAAAGAGUAACAUAGAUCAAUUUGGUGGCGAUCCUGAUAAUGUAACACUUUUUGGUCAAAGCGCUGGUGGCGCUUCCACUGCCUUUCAUGUGCUAUCUCCGAUGUCCAAAGGAUUGUUCCAAAGAGCUAUAGCAAUGAGCGGAGUACCUAAUUGCGAUUGGUGUGAAAAUUUUGAACCAAGAGAACGUGCUUUUAAACUUGGCAAACAAUUGGGAUCAGAUACAGACGACCCAGAAAAACUGCUUGAAUUUUUCCAGAGUCUCCCUGUAGAAAAACUGGUUGAUACUGGUCCUUGUUUAUUAGCUUUUGAGGAAGUUUUGAUCAUGGAGGCCGGAAAAACUAAUUUUUUCGUUCCCGUAGCAGAAAAAGAUUUCGGUCAAGAAUUAUUUUUAAAUGAGGACCCCUUUGAAGCACUAAAAGCAAGAAGAGUUAAUGAAGUAGACUUAAUGAUUGGUUACACUAGUGAAGAAGCUCUAUUUAUAGCUGGUUUGGCCCAGCCAGACUUUUUGGCCCGAUUUGAAAACUGGCCAGAAGUGUUGGUCCCUAAGAAGAUUUCAUAUAAUGUUCCGCAAAGGAAAAUUUUGGAGUUGAGUAAACGAAUCAAAGAGCGCUACUUUGGGAAGAAAGCUAUCGACGAAAAUACUGUUAAAGGGUUUGUUCGUUUCUUUUCGGAAACUGGAUUCACAUAUCAGAUUCAAAGAUUCGCGGAACGCAUACCAGACCAGGGGGAAAGUAGGAGGUAUUUCUACCUUUUUCACAUGGAGUCUGAGAGAAACUUGUUCGCCCGACGAGCAGUGACGGAGUUCGGGCUUGCCGGGGCCUCGCAUCUGGAUGACUGCCUCUACCUGUUCCAUGCCAAUGCGUUUCCUCUCAAAGUGGACACGCAAUCAAAAACGUACAGUUUGAUUCAGAAGAUGUGUAUGCUGUUUACUAACUUUGCCAAAAACGGUGACCCGACUCCCGACACGUCGCUUGGCGAGAUUUGGCCCGAGUUCAAUGCGGACGCGAACUACUUGUGCAUUGCAGACCGACUCGUGGUUGGUGGCCAUCUCGAUAGCGAGAUGAUGGCUUUCUGGAGAAGCGUAUAUGAAGAAGCCGGCAUGGAGUUUUAGAUGACAUAAAGUAAAAUAAUAGUUAUUUGUUAUACAAGGGGGCAAAGUUGUAUUUUAAGAGUGUGGACUUGAA